UCCCUUUUGAUUAACAUACUAACAUAUUAACUGAGUUUAAUUCAUACUCUAAUCUUCUGCAUAACGAAGGCAGAGAAAACUUAGAGGCCGAAUCUGCCUGCGGAUGAUCCAUGGCGCUAUCUAGGCUCCGAAAUCCGGUGAUCUCUCGAGCACCUUCCCUUCUCCGAGCUCGGCUGUUUUCUUCCACCUGCCGAUCCCUCCCUUGCAGCUCCAGGGUGCUCAGUUCCUUUGCUGAUGUUGAAGGCACAUUAUCAAGGACUACAUCUGUACCUAUUUUUGGUCGAUUACAUGGACAUUCUUCAAAAAUGAAGUCACGAAUUGGUGUACGGUAUUUCUCAUCUGCAGAUCCUCUCCAAACGGUCGUUGGAAUGCCAGCUCUGUCCCCUACAAUGAGUCAAGGUAACAUUGCAAAGUGGAGGAAAAAAGAGGGAGACAAGAUCAAUGUGGGGGAUGUGCUAUGUGAUAUAGAGACUGACAAAGCUACACUUGAAUUUGAAAGUCUUGAGGAAGGGUUCUUGGCUAAGAUACUGGUACCUGAAGGUUCAAAAGAUGUGCCUGUGGGACAAUCGAUUGCAAUUACGGUUGAGGAUCCAGAUGAUAUAAAAAAUGUAUCUAUUCCUGCUGGUAGUGGAGCAGAAGUCAAGGAAGAAACAUCUGAAAAAAGUAUAGGUAACGAAGAGAAGAAACAGCAAACAAGUUCUCUGAAGACAAACACAGCUGAACUUCCUCCUCAUUUUGUUCUUGGAAUGCCUGCAUUAUCCCCAACCAUGAGCCAAGGAAACAUUGCUAAAUGGAGGAAACAGGAAGGUGAUAAGAUAGAAGUUGGGGAUGUGCUUUGUGAGAUAGAGACCGACAAAGCAACCCUUGAAUUUGAAAGUCUUGAAGAAGGAUUUUUGGCCAAGAUUCUAGUUCCAGACGGUUCAAAAGACGUGGCAGUUGGACAACCUAUUGCCGUAACUGUGGAGGAUCCAAAUGAUAUUGAAAGUGUAAAAACAUCAUUUAGUGGUGAUAGAAUGCUGCAGGAGGACAAGCCGGUCCAGCAUGACCCGACUCCUAAAACAAAAGCUCAAAACACAAGUUUCAGUAGAAUAAGUCCAUCUGCAAAGUUGCUUAUUGUGGAACAUGGAUUGGAUGCGUCGUCAAUACCAGCUUCUGGUCCUCGUGGUACUAUUUUAAAGGGAGAUGUUUUAGCUGCCAUAAAAUCAGGGAUUGGAUCUUCGAAGAUCUCAUCAUCUAAAGAGAAACAAACCCCAUCUCCACAGGUUAAAUCACAAACUGGUUCUCCAGGAUUGUCUGGAUUAAAAUCUACUUUACCCCAGGCUGAUGCAUAUGAAGAUUUACCUAAUAGUCAAAUUCGCAAGGUUAUAGCGACUAGGUUAUUGGAAUCAAAGCAAUCUACACCUCAUUUAUAUUUAUCUUCAGAUGUCAUCCUGGAUCCUCUUCUGUCCUUCAGAAAGGAGCUCAAGGAAAAUUUUGAUGUUAAAGUUUCAGUGAAUGAUAUUGUCAUCAAAGUUGUUGCAAUGGCACUGAGAAAUGUCCCAGAAGCAAAUGCUUACUGGGAUGUCAAAAAAGGUGAAGCAUUAUUUUCUGAUGCGGUUGACAUAUCAAUUGCAGUUGCUACAGAUAAGGGCUUGAUGACUCCUAUUAUUAGAAAUGCUGAUCAAAAAUCCAUAUCAGCAAUUUCCUUAGAGGUCAAGGAACUUGCUGAAAGAGCAAGAGCGGGAAAGCUUAAGCCAAAUGAAUUCCAGGGUGGCACUUUUAGCAUCUCAAAUUUGGGAAUGUUUCCGGUGGACCACUUUUGUGCAAUUAUAAAUCCCCCGCAGGCGGGCAUUCUUGCAGUUGGUAGAGGCAAUCAAGUUGUUGAGCCUGUUGUUGGAGCAGAUGGAAUUGAGAAGCCUGGUGUUGUCACAAAAAUGAGUUUAACACUGUCAGCGGACCAUCGUGUUUUUGACGGACAUGUUGGAGGUGCUUUUCUCGCCGCUUUACGUUCAAACUUUUCCGACAUUCGAAGACUUCUUUUGUGAGUUGUCACGGGGGUACAAUGUACGUGUAGAACAGCCAUUUCAGAAAUUAGCUAGUUAGCAUACCUUUGUUGUGCCAUUUUGCGGAAAAUUCUAUUCCUGAGCUCCAACUUUUUGCUUUGAAGAUUUUUCAACGGUAAUUAGAUAUUAGUUCUUCUUAAGAUUGUCUUUAAUUCAAUGAUCAUAGUUCACACAAGUGUGAUUUUUUAUUUUCCACCUCCCUUUCUUAUUUCAUUGCAGUUAAGAAAAAUAAUGUACAAUAGGGGUGAACAUUUCUGCCUUGUCCCCUGAAAUUGUUAAGGUUCUUCCACUUAAUGCAUUUUGAGCAAUUCUUUUCUUA
Coffea eugenioides is the source of this 2361-nucleotide messenger RNA. Its product is annotated as dihydrolipoyllysine-residue acetyltransferase component 1 of pyruvate dehydrogenase complex, mitochondrial. Gene Ontology annotation, biological process: pyruvate decarboxylation to acetyl-CoA. The record is from RefSeq and is a predicted model, not a curated record. Gene Ontology annotation, molecular function: acyltransferase activity. Gene Ontology annotation, cellular component: pyruvate dehydrogenase complex; mitochondrion. Bases 111 to 2024 code for a protein of 637 amino acids. The transcript has 23 exons. Lineage: Eukaryota; Viridiplantae; Streptophyta; Magnoliopsida; Gentianales; Rubiaceae.